UCGUUUCGUGCGCUUCGCGACUCCCGCAUUUCCGACUUUUUGACUAUUUUCCAUCUUACCGGGACACCUACGUUAAACGUGCUUUUUACGUACCGCGUACAUUUUGUCUCUUAGACACCGUAGUCUAAGCUUUUAAAUUUUUAAUCGUGUUGUUUUUAUUUCAAUUUUAUUCUAAGUUAAGUUACUUUUAAGUUUAGUCCGCCAUCUUGUGACGCUUUGAAAAUAACGAUCAAAACGCGCGUCGGUCGUAAGAUGGUCAGUAAGGAGCCGCCAUUGCAGCCAGUGGAAGUUAAGAGUAGGAGAAGAAGACGUAGAGCGGGCAAUAGAGCUGGGAAGAGGCGUUCUAGGAAGACUACAGUUGCCGUCGCGGCUGUGGCCACGUUGCCUUCGGAGAAAUACUCGAGCCCUGUGAAGUGUGCUGUUCACGCGUUCCUGAUGAGAUAUCAGAGUGCGUUGAGGAAGGUGCCGGCUCAUCUGCCGCCGCGGGUCCACGCCGGGCCGCCUUCGAAGCGGGUUAAACGCGUUUCUUGGAGUCACGACGAGAGCGGGCCGAUGAGCGGCGGCGGCGAUCCGGCGGUGCUCGCCGUCGGGCCGGCGCGGCGGCCUCUCACCUACACCCGGGAACAACUGUUACGGCUGCGGCACUCGCCGCUCGUCAAGAAGGGGCUCGACGUACCGCUCGCGGGCUGCGACGCGCUCGCGCUGGUGUUGAAAAAGAGGUCGGACUCGCCUAACGAAGAUGAUCGAGGGGCCAGAGGCGAUGCACCAGCCGAGAACCACAAAGGAGUGUACGGCCGCGAACGCGAGCGGGAGCGUCGUUCCGCCGACCCUCGCGAGCGCGUCCGUAAGGAGAGCGAGACGAGCAGCGGCAUAGUGCUGUCUCCCCAACGGCGCUCUUUUACAUCUGGGUGUGGGGCGCCUGUCGCCACUGCGGCGCCUCCGCCGCAUGUCGCUAGGACAAGGCCGGAGUCCCCGCUAUGCCCCGCGCCCGCUCAAGCCAAGCCUGAACCAGCGGGUCGCCGAAUCGGUUCAGGCCGAAUCAUGGUGCGGGACGUACCGCAUUCGGGAUGGGAGGAGGGAGAGUACCGGCCCAGCGAACCCUACCGGCCUCGCGAACACCGGCCCAACGGCGAUAGGUUCGAGCGACGUUCUUUUACCCGUGACUCCUACUCCUCUGAUAUUAAGAGGGAAAGGGACGACCGAUUCAACAACGAAAAACAGAGAGAUAGGGAAGACAACCGCAGAUCAGGUGGUCGCUAUUCUCAACGACGUUUUGAGAAAGAAGAUGAACCAGAGUGGUUUAGUGGAGGGCCGACAUCUCAACAUGACACUAUCGAGCUCCGCGGUUUCGACGAGCCUACUAAAAAUAACGGCUCGACGAGCGGCAAAGAGACUGAGAAAUGGAACAACAACAGCGCCAAAUCGCCCGGCACCGAGCGAAGCGAGCGGCCCGAGCGAGGCGAGCGGUGGCGGAGCGAGUCCACGUCUGAGCCUGCACCGAUCGAAGACUCCAAUGAUUCUAGCAACGAUAAGGAUUCAGGGGUGGAGUCGAAGGCCGAGGAGCCGGCGGGCUCGCAGCCCGACUUCAACCUGGACGAGUUCCUCAAGCUGGACUCCAUACCCGACGUGCUCACGAACGGCGGCGGUGAGAGCGAAGGCGGCAGCAGAUUCAGCCGCUGGUUCCGUCGCGAAAGUCCCACCAACGACUCGCGCCAUUACGAGAGGCUACUCACUAAUAUGGUCGACGACCUGGAUAACCCGGCGCGGCCACCAGCUAGCGAGCCGAGCCACAUGUUCGCGCCGAUCUCCCCCGCCGCGCCGCCCUCGCUGCUGGACCUGCUGCGCCGAGCCAACGCCAACUCGGACCCGAGGCCCGAGAUGAACAACGUGGGCGGCAAGAUCCACAGCCUGGAGGAGCUGGAGGCGCGCCUGCGGCCGCCGCAGCCCGCGCCGCACUCCGACCACGACCUGUCCGCCUUCAAGCGACUAUUGGCGCAGGUGUCCGGCGGACACGCGGUGCCGGCCGCCGAGCAGCAGCGGCCGCCGCCGCAGCCCAUGAGCUUACUGCAGAUGUUGAACAAGAGCAUGGAACAACAACAACAACAACAGCAGCAGCAGCAGCAGCAGCAGCAGCAACAACAACAAAAUGCUCCGCCGGCGCAGGCGCAUAUCCCGCAGGAGCUGCUUUACAAACUGCUGCAAGUGCAACAGCAUCAGCAGCAGCAGCAGAGCGAGAUGCUGCCCCCCGCCCCCGCGCCCGCGCCCCCCGCACCCCCCGCGCCCCCCGGCCCCUCCCCCGCGGACCGCGAGCUGCUGCAGCGCCCCGAGGCGCAAGCCAUCAUACACGGUCUGAAAGCGGGCGAGAUAACGGUGCAACAUCUGAUGCAGCAAUUAGGAAAUCCUGGCCUGCAGUCCCGACAUCGCGAGGUGCUGCUUACAAUACUGCGUCUUCAUCAACAGCAAAGACAGCAGCAAAUGGGCGGGUCGCCGCUGCCAGGCGUAGGUGCGGCGCCGCACUUGGUCGUGCCGCCUCUACACCAGCCGCUGCGACUGUCGCCGCUGCCGCAUCCAACGUUUUGCGUGUCCCCCAUAAUGCCGACCAGCCCCAACACGCUGGCCGUGCACCACCCAGGUGUGCCAGCCCGCAUCCCGUCCCCACGCGAGCUCGCCGCGCACACCCAGUGCAUCAUGCAGAGCGCCCUCAUCAAGAAGAAGCUGGAGGAACAGCGCGAGAACUACCGCCGCCGCCACGACCCACCCAAGGGCACUCCCAUCUCGUUCACACCCACAUCCGUGUUACGUAAAAUGACCGCGGAUAAGGAGUCCGACGCGCCGAGCCCGAAGCAGCAGCAGUGGGGGCAGCCGCCCAAGAUGCCGCAAGGACGGCCCAUCGUCAAGGGCAACCAGAGCGGAGCAGCGCCACCUAUGGGAUACGCGCCGUCACCGGCAGACUACCAACACCAUUAUCAACAGCAGCAAAUGUCAGGCAGCGUACGUCAGUUCCUGCAUCCGCAACAGAGGCAGCAAGUACCCAAUGCGCUAAACAAUAUGAACAACAUGAACAAUAUGAAUAACAUGACCCGCGGCAUCGCAGGGGGCACCACUCUGCACCAAUUGCUAGUCCAGUCUCACCAGAGGAGUCUCAACGAACUAGGCGGCGUGGGCGGCACGGGCGGCGGCGACAACCAGCUCGCGCGCUGGUUCUCCCCCGAGCUCCUCGCGCGCGCCUCGGCCGGCAAGCUGCCCUCCGUGCACGUGCCCAACGCGCUCUCGCUCGAGGACCUGGAGCGGCACCACCACUCGCCGGCGCCGCCGCUGCGCAACUAACACACACAAGAGAUAGGUUUUUUUUUAAAGCCAAGGCGUAGGUUGUUCGGAAGGUGAAAUGUUGAGGCUAAAAAUUUAAAGUUCGAAGAGAGAGCUAACCCUGCACCGACAGUGUGAAAAGACACCAAAGAUUUGUUAAUUGUGUGAGAUGAGGGAAGUUUCGUGAUUCGAAUUUGAUAGGUAAACGAGAUGGCGCUGUACGACUCCGUAUGCGGUAACUGCAAAAUUUCACGUUUGACAACAGGUGCAGUACAACGCCAUCUGGUCAUCUUAGACUAUACCUUUCUAUUGCAAUCAAUAACUCUUUGGUGUGACAAUAAACGUAAAUUUUUUAUAACAUGGCGUUUAUAGUGUAUUUUACACUGGAAAUUAAAAAAUCUGCGCAAAGUUAGCUUAAACGUACUAGUCUGAGCAACUAUUGUGAAUUAGAAAAAUUCAAGAAAUAUACAAAAUACUGAUUACAAAUGGUUGUAGAUAUUUCCCGUUUCUAUUGUGCCCGUUACAACUAAGUUUAAUCAUAAAUUGUAUUAAGAUGACACCUGUUAUUGGCACAAUAAAACUGAAAAUAUCUAUAGAAUGUUUGUUGGUCACGAUAGUUGCACAGACUAUAAUUAACAGAACAGUAGAAGUAACAGACGUCUGGAGUAUGAAAUGUUAUCCAAUCUUGAUACCACAUGCAUGGAUAGUGGUUAUUUUACUCUGCAAAACAAAACUCAUUUGUAAUCUGCUAUUAACAGUUAUUUAUCGCCCGAAACUAAGGUUGAUGUAUGAAGGGCACGAGGUGAAACGUAAUUUAAGGUACAAUUCCAAUUGAUUCAUCAAGUUUAAUUUCACACAUAACCUAAAUAAGUGGUAUUACUUUGAUUAAUCGAAAUAUAGCUCACAAAAAAAUUGCACAGUUAAAGCUUCUUAUUUGGAGUAUUUGGACUGAUACAAUUGAAAUAGUACCCUAGAACACUCAAAAAUGAAAUGUAAAUUAUUUGUGACUAACUUAACGUAUUUGUGAACUGGUUCCUUUUAUGUCAUCCCCGGUCGCUGCCAGUCAGAUCUGAUUAUUGACAGAUUGUUCUAAUACUUGGCCAUCCUGACAUUCGAGUUGUCCCUGCAUGCAUCUUUUUGUGUUGCCAUUUUAUUUUAUCAUAUCUUGAAGUACUUAGAGAUCUCCUAUAGCAAAGAUCCAUUGAUUGUAUAUGAAAGUCUAAGAUAAAUCCUUGCUUAGUUUGACAGCUGAUGUAAACGUCUGGUCUGGCGUAUCGUACUGGAUUGUCAAACGUAAACUUUUGACAAUUUACGUUUGAUAAUCCAGUGACCACAAAACAUGGCACAGUAUAAGGUCAUCUAUUUCAGUUGUCGGACGGCACGUUUUUUUCUUAGACUUGAGAUCUCUUCUUCAAUUGAAAACUAUUGGCCUAUUGCAUGAAAAGCUGGUAUUUUAAUGCUGUGGAUUAGAUAACAAAAUGGCUAACAUACGUCUUACGAAAUAAAAGUAUUUUUCAUCCAUGAUACACCAAAUUCCAGUUUAUAUAUUGACGAAUUUGACUUAUCACGUAUUACAACCAGUAUCACCAGUGGUUUUUAUAAAAAAUAGACACGUUAGUUUUUAUACAUACUUAAUUGCAUUGCCGGAUCUUAAAUUGAUAAAUACAUACAAUAUUAUGUCAAUUUGAACAUAUAUUUAAGUUUUCUUCCAUUUUUUUUAUAAAGAAAAAUAAAAUAUUUAUAAAGUUGAUUCAUGUAGACCCGAGUUUUUUAAUUGAUGGACUAAGUAUGUGUUUAAACAAAACAAUAAUAGGUACUUUGCCACUUAAAAUUACAAAAAAAUACAGUUACCGUUAUGGUUUAAAAAAGGUAUUCUAUAAGACAUGCAUUGAAAUUAUACACAAUUAUGUUUUUAGAACAGUAACGGUUGUUAGGGCAGACACUUUCAAUAAAUAAUGUCAAUACGUUAUAUCGUUCCAAUACGAAAUGAACAUGAGUAAAUCACUAAAAGCAGUGCCUAACCACUACUUGUUGUUUGUUUUAACUUUUCGAUGCUGAAAGAUAAGUUCUAAAUUUGGUUGAAAUUAUCAGCUACUCUUUUUUUAAUGUUUUGACUAGACUGUUCGCAUAAAAUUGUCUGGCCUUUUUUGCAACGGAACUGACUUCUAACUCAAGUGAUAGAAUAAAGAUUUUGUCUUUCUGACAAACGUAAAUUUCAAGAACGGAAAGAGACAAAUGAUUAUCAUGGAAUGGUAGCUGUAGUCCGAGGUAGCAGCUGAGGGGUUAACUUUUUGAUGUAUUUCUUUGUAUAGUGAGUUUACUCGUAGAUUCUGGUAUCGUAUAAUGUAUUAUUUAGCCCCGUGUCAGCUCCCUUAUUUUGACUAUUAUUAUUGAUGGACGCAGUCAAUAAUAUUGAUGAUAUUUUAGCUUAAAAAUACCGUCAUUUAGUUCACAUGUAACCUAACCUAGCACGAUAUGACGAUAUAUUUCAUCAUUAUUAUUGAGCGUUCAGCCCUGACUUAUCUGUAUUUAAAAUGGGAGAUAUCCUUAGACAUGUAAAAACAUAGCGCCACCCGAUAUAUGACAUAAAGAAAGAAUGAGAGAAUCUUUUAGAAAAAGUAUGCCACUGACAAGCGAAUUGAUUGGAAAACUAAAUAAUGAAACACGUUAAUUUACUUAAAAAAUAUCUACUUUUUACGUAAUAUUGAUGGCUAAGUGAAUUAUUUAGUUUUCUAUAUGUGUUUGAUUUGUUCGAACCGGCGGGGACACUACGGGAAAGAUUGGGUAGUUGACAAAUGCGAAUGAUGAACUGUUUGAGUGAACGGAACGAGUGAAUAAUACGAAUGAAUGGAAACAUAGUAUGCGGAAUAAUAUAUAUUGUAUAAUGUUUAUGUAUGUAUACGGCUGUGUUUGUUUGCAUUUUUGUUACUACGUCAUUUAUGAGAGGAAAAGAUUUUCGUUUACGAUGGAUGUCGUGUGUUCAUUUCUUUAAGAACAUUUUUGUAAAGGAUUUUGGAGCGUCCCCAAAUGUAAAAGACUAGCAUUCGAGUUUUGGGAUUCCACGAACUACGGAUAGUAUAUUUUUUUAAACGUUUUACGUAUUCCACUGUACGACGUUUUAGCGAUUUGUGGAGUUUUUUUUGCAUUUUAUCCCAAUUAAGUAUUUUAGUACGAUCUUGACAAUCCUCCCGAAUUUGUCAACGUUAAACUUUAAAUUAUACAUCCAAAAAUUACUUUAAAGUUUAGAUUUUAAUUUUAUUGCUGUACAAUCUUCUUUUAUCUUCUCUAAACUUCUUACUCAGAAUGUUUUAAGGGGUUUUUAUACUUAGGACGGUAGGGUGGAUUGUCAAGAUACAUUAUCAUUGAUUGGUCAUUUAAUUUUCGAACAAAACGAGACCUGAGCACGUCAAUUAGGUAUCAUUUCAUGACCCUGGAUUAUACCGUCCCAGUGUCGAGUAAAAUUGGCUCAACAAAGCAAUAUUGCGUAUACCUUUUCGCCUUAUGCCUUUGUGUACCGGUGUAAAUAUAUCCCCAUUUGAACGACUUGCUCAGAUGGGGAGCUCAGAUUUGGAAUAGUGUAGCAGGUUUCAGAUGUAUUAUGGACUGUGUGAAGCAAUCAUGGACUGGUUAUGAAGACCGCGCAGACGCAUUAGAUGCGCCGAGCGAUUUUGGUUUUAUGGUAAUGAAUAGUGGCGAAAUUUCAGUUUGUCGGCGUCCCGUGAUGCGGUCGCUUACGUAUUACAACUUAAAAAAAUGUCUCCUGUAAGCUUUAAAUUAUUGAUUAAAGAAAAUUUGAAAGUU
Molecule: messenger RNA, 7107 nt
Organism: Cydia strobilella
Lineage: Eukaryota; Metazoa; Arthropoda; Insecta; Lepidoptera; Tortricidae
Product: eukaryotic translation initiation factor 4E transporter-like
Exons: 25
Coding region: 253-3327 (1024 amino acids)
Biological process (GO): negative regulation of translation
Cellular component (GO): cytoplasm; nucleus
Molecular function (GO): mRNA binding
Source: RefSeq, a predicted model, not a curated record